CAUUCAUAAGGUUUAAGAUUUAUUCGAACUGGAAGAUGGGGUUUGGUGGAAAUCUCAGUACUCUGAACAUUACAAGAUUAAAUUCAGAAAAAACCAGGGUUUCUCUAUCUGCCCAUCAGAGAGAGAGAAGAGCAGGAGGGGUAAAAUUAUCUAGGGUUUUUUGAAGUAAAAAUUCAGGGAUUUGGUUGGUUGGUUGUUGGACUGUUUGAUGAGAUGGAGAACAAGAUUGUUGAACCAGCAGCUGAAAGGAAACAUCAUUUCUUCAAGAUCUUCCAUGAAGAAGAACAGAAAAGAAGAUUGCGCAUUCCUGUAGCAUUCUGCUCAAGAUUACCGACAGAGUAUCCAGCAUGUGAAUGGGCAAUUCUUGAGGGCCCUAGUGGAGCGUCUUGGAUUGUAGAAGUAAACAAAACCGAAAAUGGCACCUUCCUCGAUGAAGGCUGGGAAUUAUUUGUGCAAGAGAACUGCUUAAAAAAGUAUGACUUCCUUGUGUUUAGGCAUGAUGGUGGAAUGCAGUUCCUUGUUAAGGUCUUCAAAGGAAAUGGGUGUCCAAGAGAGGAGUGUUUUGCCCCUGCUCUUUCUCCAAUUCUUGCGCAAGAAAGUCAUGGUCCACCAGAAGAAUGCAUCACUCCUGUAGUUUCUCCACUUGGGAGAGAACGAAAGAGACAUGCAAGCCCAUGUGGAAAUUCAAUGUUAAAAAUGAGAGACUCUUCUAGUCAAGAGAUGCUUGCUUCAGCAGCAACAGCAGUCAAGAGAAAAGUUAUAUCUUCCAGAUCUUCCUUUCCUUUCUUCUGGACCUGUGUGAACCGCUUCAAUGUUUAUGGAGAUCGUAUGACUAUACCGGUAAAAUUUGCAAGAAAACAUUUUCCAGCUAAGGUAAAUGGGGGAGAGAUAACCGAGGUCAUGCUACAAAAUGAGGAAGGCCAGACUUGGGAGCUUCAUGUGAGGACAACUGCACAUGAUCAAUACCUUUUCAGUAAAGGCUGGAAAAUAUUUGCUACUGACAACAAUCUGAAAAUUGGCGAUUUUGUCAUUUUCGAACUGAUUGAUAGACUUCCGGACUCAAAGUUUGUGAUGAACUUCCAUAUCUAUCCAGUCCCAGUCAUCUUUGAGGAUGAUGCAGAUGAAGAUUGAAGCUGUUAUUUGGGGUAUCAGAAGUUUAACUUCUUCGAACUUCUAUUUAGAUAUAUAACCGAUUUGCUUGCUGCUCUAGCUUAUGUUACAGUUGAACUUGUAAUAUUAGGGGAUUUAUUAUAUUUUGCUUAAGCACAUAUUUGCAAGAUUGUUGGCAGAAUCCUAGAAUUGGCUUUGUUUCUUA
Papaver somniferum (opium poppy) is the source of this 1315-nucleotide messenger RNA. RefSeq names its product B3 domain-containing protein Os01g0723500-like. The coding region runs from base 214 to 1131 and encodes 305 amino acids. Gene Ontology annotation, molecular function: DNA binding. NCBI's taxonomy places the organism in Eukaryota, Viridiplantae, Streptophyta, Magnoliopsida, Ranunculales, Papaveraceae. The transcript is spliced from 4 exons. The record is from RefSeq and is a predicted model, not a curated record.